This is a messenger RNA of Cladocopium goreaui, 750 nucleotides long. NCBI's taxonomy places the organism in Eukaryota, Dinophyceae, Suessiales, Symbiodiniaceae. The record is from the annotation of a GenBank genome assembly.
AUGGCAGCGAUCGCACGGCAGGUCGUUUUCGUUGCGCCGCGGCCUUGGGCGCGUCAGAUCCAGCGCCACUUCGCCUUCUUUGAGAAGGCGUCCGACAAGCUUCCAACGGCCGCGGAACGAGGGGCGCAGUUGCGCAACGACUACGCGGACGAGUUGCGAACUUUGCCGCAGCAUCCUCUGCCGCAAAACGCCCCGCCGCCCGGCGCAGUGAUUCGCUGCACCCACAACCGCCCUGCGGCCAGUGCCGGGUCUCGCUUUCCUGCACAGCUGUAUCCAGGCCAUCCGCACAACUUCACGCCCUUGCGGCCGGUGCCCACGGGCUGGAACUCCACAGAUCGUGUGUUAUGUGGGCUGACGAUUGUUUUCGCACGACUUUUGGGCUUGCAUGCGGACAGCGACUGGACGUGUCAAAGAUACACGUUCAUGUUGGUCAUGAUGUUUUGCAACGGAAUUUUGUCGAAGAUUGGUUGGACUACGUCGUGGCGGUGUCCCGUGUGGUUCUUGCUCUUGCCGUUUUCAUAUUAUUAUCCACUUUUCCCGCCAAAGAAAAAAUCUGAUGCGGAGAAGGCGCAUAUCGUUCGUGCUGAGCUCGAGCAAUUUCUGGCAGAGCAUGGGCAGAUGCCAUCGCAGCAUGCUGAUCUGCCAAGCAGUCGCUCUUUAUAUGCCAAACUGAAGAAGCUGAAGCUGCUGCAUCUGUUAAAGCAUGAUUGGCGCCGGGGUGUUUGCGAUGAUACUUUGAAAUUUUUUUGA